This is a messenger RNA of Serendipita indica DSM 11827, 1026 nucleotides long. Lineage: Eukaryota; Fungi; Basidiomycota; Agaricomycetes; Sebacinales; Serendipitaceae. The record is from the annotation of a GenBank genome assembly.
AUGAAAGCCUUACUAAUUGAAGAAGUUAAUAAACCGUACACGCUUCGCACGGAUGUCGCGGUGCCAAAGGUUAAACCAGGAAUGAUCCUUGUCUGCUCAAAGGCGGCGGGAUUUUGUCAUACAGAUGUCAUGGCCUUGGCGGGACACACCAAUCCUCCGCUACCGACUGUUCCCGGCCACGAAAACGUUGGCGUCGUCGCGGCACUCGGCGAAGGCGUCACUGGAUUCAAUAUUGGCGAUAGAGUGGGAGCAUAUCUAUACCAUGAAUGUCGUGAAUGCAAGAACAAGACGUACAACUAUUGUGACAAGGUCACUCUUGCUGGCCUCAAUGGUGAUGGUGGCAUGGCCGAAUACUUUCUUGCGGAUGCGCUAUGGACAGUCCACCUCCCCGACGCGCUUGCCUUUGAGAAAGCGGCCCCUCUCAUGUGCGCUGGAGGAACCGUCUAUCAAAGUAUCCUCAACGCAAAGCUCGAUAAAGGAAAGAUUAUGGCAAUAGUCGGCAUAGGUGGACUAGGUCACCUCGGAGUACAAUUUGCCAAAGUCAUGGGAUACCGCGUCGUCGCGGUAGACACGCGGUCCGCACCCCUUGACCUCGUCUCUCAUCUUCCACCUCGUCUUGCGCCCGACCUCGUAAUCAACCCAACAGACGGAGUCGACAAAACACUUGAAAGAAUUGCAGCUACAUUCGACGGCGCAACUGGUGUCGAUUGCACCGUCGUCUGCACCGACGCCCUUCCAGCCUUUCAAUUCUCCAUGGAUAUCAUGGCCAAACAUAGCGUCCUCGUCUUUGUCGGCUUACCACUCGAGCCCGUUCCAUUCCAUUUUUCCUUCUUUUUGAACAAGGAUGCUAUAGUCGUGGCUGGCGCUCUUGGGCCAAAGGAGAGCUUGCAAGAGAUGCUCGAGUUGGCGGUCAAAGAGGACAUUCACGUGGAAAUUAAAGAGUACACGAUGGAAAACGCUAACCAGAUGCUCAAGGAUUAUGAAAACGAGGGUAUGAAAGGUAAGUUUGUAGUUCGAAUAGAGUAA